Messenger RNA from Fragaria vesca subsp. vesca, 1878 nucleotides. RefSeq names its product endoglucanase 17-like. NCBI's taxonomy places the organism in Eukaryota, Viridiplantae, Streptophyta, Magnoliopsida, Rosales, Rosaceae. Gene Ontology annotation, molecular function: hydrolase activity, hydrolyzing O-glycosyl compounds. Gene Ontology annotation, biological process: carbohydrate metabolic process. Bases 67 to 1593 code for a protein of 508 amino acids. The transcript has 8 exons. The record is from RefSeq and is a predicted model, not a curated record.
CUAGCUUAAAGCUUUGGUAGUUGUUAGUUAGUUGGUUGGGUUUUCCAUUACUUUGGGGCACCCAAAAUGGCUUCCUUUGGUUGCUCUUCCACACUUGGCCUCCUACUCUCUUGCAUUUUCACCACUCUGCUUCUCUGCAAUGCCACCCAUUACCACAACCCUGUCCAGCGCCACCGCCACCACCCCCGAGUCGCCAGCCACAAUUACAAAGAUGCCCUCACCAAGUCCAUCCUCUUCUUUGAGGGGCAGAGGUCUGGGAAGCUCCCUCCUAACCAGAGGCUUAACUGGAGGAGAGACUCUGGUCUCUCUGAUGGCUCAGCCGCGCAUGUUGAUUUGGUUGGAGGGUACUAUGAUGCAGGGGACAAUGUCAAGUUCGGGUUCCCCAUGGCUUUCACCACCACCAUGCUUUCAUGGAGUGUGAUUGAGUUUGGUGGGUUGAUGAAGGGUGAGUUGCAGAAUGCCAAAGAAGCCGUUCGUUGGGCCACCGAUUACCUUCUCAAAGCAACAGCUCACCCAGGCACCAUUUAUGUCCAGGUUGGAAAUGCUGUCAGUGACCAUGCUUGUUGGGAGAGACCAGAGGACAUGGACACCCCAAGAAGUGUUUACAAGAUUGACGCAAAUACCCCUGGGUCUGAAGUAGCAGGUGAAACUGCUGCUGCUCUUGCAGCUGCUUCAUUGGUCUUCAGGAGAAGUGACCCCGUUUAUUCUAAGCUUUUGGUCAGGAGGGCUAUGAGGGUGUUUGAGUUUGCUGAUAAGCACAGGGGAGCCUACAGCAAUGGAUUGAGGAAAUUUGUGUGUCCGUUCUAUUGUGACUACUCUGGAUAUCAGGAUGAAUUAUUAUGGGGAGCUGCUUGGCUGCACAAGGCCACCAAGAACCCAUCCUACCUGGGCUACAUUCAAUCUAAUGGCCAGAUUCUCGGCGCCGCACAGUUCGAUAACACAUUCGGAUGGGAUAACAAGCAUGUUGGAGCAAGAAUUCUUCUCUCCAAGGCAUUUCUAGUCCAGAAGCUACCAGCCCUCCAUGAAUACAAAGGGCACUCUGAUAAUUUCAUCUGCUCCAUCCUACCAGGCUCUUCAUCAACCCAAUACACCCCAGGUGGUCUUUUGUUCAAAAUGAACGAUAGCAACAUGCAAUAUGUGACCUCUACUUCCUUCAUGAUCUUGGCCUAUGCCAAGUACUUAACCUCUUCCCGUCAGGUGGUUAACUGCGGUGGCACCACCGUCACCCCAAAGAAACUCAAAGCCAUGGCCAAAAGACAGGUGGACUAUCUACUAGGGGACAACCCCCAGAAGAUGUCCUACAUGGUAGGGUAUGGCCCAAGGUACCCACAGAGGAUCCACCACAGGGGAUCAUCACUACCCUGCAUUGCCUCACACCCGGCCAAGAUCCAGUGCUCCUCAGGCUUCAGUGUGAUGAAGUCCCAGUCUCCAAAUCCUAACAUCUUAUUGGGUGCUGUGAUCGGUGGGCCGGACCAGAAUGACAGGUUCCCCGAUGACCGGUCGGAUUACGAGCAGUCGGAGCCGGCCACAUACAUUAACGCUCCCCUUGUAGGAGCACUAGCUUAUCUUGCUCACUCAUUUGGCCAACUCUAAAGAGUGACCCAGAUAAUGAGUCUCAGAUUCUCUCCAACUUGUUAGGUUUUUGGUUUGAAUAUUGUUAAGCUCUUCUUUUUAGUUAUCGGAUGCAAAGUGCACGUGGUGAUAGGGCCGAGACCGAGAGGGUGUCGAGCCAGGCCCCGAACUACGAAGCACAGUUGGUCAAGGUCUAGAUGAUGAAGAUGAUGGCCUUGGUUCUAUAUUGUAUUAGGGUUAAAAAUGGUUAUUAAUAGUUUAGGGCUUAAGAUCCUUGGCGCGAGAGAAAGCUUCGUGCCUGUAACG